ACAGAAGCUUUCAGUCGUUGAGAUUCUCAAUCGCGUUUAGUUUCCCUUUUCUGUUUCUUAUUUUCGUGAUUUAAAAAAUUUUUAUUGAUAAAAAGAUGUCUAAAUUUGCUGUGUCGUUCCCAUGAUCCCUCGUUCUUGCCCAGCAAGCAUUAAUCAAAGAGCGAUCCGUUACGUCUCAUAUCGAUAUCUCUUCUCGAUUGACUGACUGAAAACAUGUUCGCCUCUUUCGUGCCGUAUUGCAAAAUCGUACUGUGCGUUAUCCUAAUAUCGAGGUGUUCGGCCAUUUUCGAGAAACACUGGCUUCCGGAUUUGGAGUGGCGAACUGCGAGCAAUUGGGCGGACAAUCGUGUCCCAGAAACCGACAGUCGUGUGAUCUUUCCUCAACAGACUCGACAUGCGGUGGGCAUCGCCGGGGUUGGCGACCUUCGGCUGUCCGAAAUUGAUUUGCCCAGACAGGGAUUGCUGGUUCUGCCGAGAAACGGUAAACUGCAGCUAAGUAAUUCGCGGGCGGACGCGAAAGUUAGUAAAUGGUCGAAGGAGGGUAGCAUUUUCUGGGCCGAUCCCGCAAAUUGGAACGGUAGUUCGAUAGCGGCACCGCAUCUCGAGCGUGUUCCCUGCAAGAAGGACAAGGUUGUCCUGCCGAGCGAAAAUCGCACUCUGAGUAUCCUUCUACCUGUGACCGAGGUACAAGUGUGGUCGAUUCGGCUGUCGAACGAAAAAGAGCCAUUUACCAGGUGGGAAUGGCAGAACUUUCAAGACCGUAGAGAAUUUCUCAGGGACAGAUUCACCGUAAAGUACAACAAUAUGUACGUGUCUAUGGCCGAUACUUUGGUACCUUUCUGUCAAGGAGAUUCUAUCACGGAUAGUAAUUAUCUCGAAGAGAUCUGCGCCAUUCAGAGACCAAGAUGUGGAUUCACGGACUGCGAGUAUCCUCUCACGGUGGAAGGUCACUGUUGUCCGUACUGUGGCGGACGCGUUUCCACACAGCAGCAAAUUGCAUCCUUAGCGACAGUACAAACCGUGGCAGAUGAAGCUUUAGAAGGAUACGCGGAAAGGGUCGCCUGGCAUAUUAGGCGCACUUGGAAAAGAGGCUUCGAAGUUCUCGUAAAAGAAAAAGGAGAUUAUUCCGGGAUCACGACACAGGAAGCAGUGGAGAACUUGCGGAAAAUGUUGGAAAACGCGGGAAUUAUCAUAUCAAAUGCGGAGACGGCGGGUGCUGCAAUGAAAGAUUCUCGAUUGGCCGUAACACUUGGACCACUUUUCGGGGCGCCCCUUGUUGUGAUCGCCCUUUUCCUGUUGGCUUUUCUGUACUUCGGUUAUUCUUUGGGAUACAUUCUCUCGGGAUGUAUGGAAGCCGUUUCAUCCAUCCGAGAUGGAAUUCGGGCGGACAAGCAGAAACACGGUUUCGCUCGUUUCGAGAACGUUCCCGAGGGCAACGUUCAGAUUGCGGACGUUCCCGGAAUGAGCGGUGGAGAGGCCGGCGAUGACGUCGACGGGAUGAGGCAAGUCGCGGGUGGCAGAUUCGAAAAUCCCUUAUACAGGUCCAAGAGGGACAAAGCGGAAGAACAUAAGAUUCUUGACAUAGACGCGCCCCUCAGCCUCACCACUCUAAAGGGUAAGAUAGAAGAUCAAUUGGAAAAUGAGGAGCUGGAUACCGAGGAAUAAGAAUAAGACAAAUAAAAACGUACGUCAUGAUUAUUAAAUUUAUGUUUAUAUAUUAUAUUGAAUUUUAUGAUCUCAGUUAUCUCAGAAAAUGCUUUCGUAAAUGAUGAUAUUUUGUAAAACGACAAACCUUUUCUGUUUAAUAAAAUCUUCAAUGG
Pogonomyrmex barbatus (red harvester ant) is the source of this 1820-nucleotide messenger RNA. RefSeq lists its product as uncharacterized. The record is from RefSeq and is a predicted model, not a curated record. Gene Ontology annotation, biological process: intracellular protein localization; receptor-mediated endocytosis. Lineage: Eukaryota; Metazoa; Arthropoda; Insecta; Hymenoptera; Formicidae. Gene Ontology annotation, cellular component: apical plasma membrane; endocytic vesicle.